Messenger RNA from Cololabis saira (Pacific saury), 3384 nucleotides. RefSeq names its product sodium/potassium-transporting ATPase subunit alpha-1. Lineage: Eukaryota; Metazoa; Chordata; Actinopteri; Beloniformes; Belonidae. Gene Ontology annotation, molecular function: ATP binding; P-type sodium:potassium-exchanging transporter activity; ATP hydrolysis activity. The transcript has 23 exons. The record is from RefSeq and is a predicted model, not a curated record. The coding region runs from base 146 to 3217 and encodes 1023 amino acids. Gene Ontology annotation, cellular component: membrane. Gene Ontology annotation, biological process: sodium ion export across plasma membrane; intracellular sodium ion homeostasis; intracellular potassium ion homeostasis.
UGAGAGUUGCAGAGAGUGUGUGAGUGUGUGUGUGCGUGAGAGAGAGAGAGAGAGAGAGAGAGAGAGAGAGAGAGGCAGGCGGAGUAGGGAAAUUUCAAUUUAAAAAGACAAUUGGAUUGACUGCUCUCAGACUGACACCGCAACCAUGGGGCUAGGAAGAGGGAAAGAUGAUUACAAACCGGCGCCAACCUCAGAAAAAAUGGAUAAGAAAGGAAAGAAGGCGAAAGAGAAGAAGGAUAUGGACGAUCUGAAAAAAGAAGUGGACCUGGAUGAUCACAAGUUGACAUUGGAUGAACUUCACAGAAAAUACGGGACAGAUCUGAGCAGGGGUCUGUCCUCCUCCAGGGCAAAAGAGAUCCUGGCCCGGGACGGCCCAAACGCCCUCACGCCACCUCCCACCACCCCUGAAUGGGUCAAGUUCUGCAGACAGUUGUUUGGUGGUUUCUCCAUGUUGCUGUGGAUCGGUGCAAUCCUUUGCUUCCUCGCUUACGGUAUUCAGGCUGCCUCAGAAGACGAACCGGCAAAUGAUAAUUUGUACUUGGGUGUUGUGCUAUCUGCUGUCGUCAUCAUCACCGGCUGCUUCUCCUACUACCAAGAGGCCAAGAGCUCCAAGAUCAUGGAAUCCUUCAAAAACCUGGUCCCUCAGCAAGCUCUGGUCCUCCGUGAUGGUGAGAAGAUGAGCAUCAACGCAGAGGACGUGGUGGCUGGGGAUUUAGUGGAGGUGAAAGGUGGAGACAGGAUUCCUGCUGAUCUGAGAAUCGUCUCUGCUCAUGGCUGCAAGGUGGACAACUCCUCCCUGACCGGUGAAUCAGAGCCCCAGACUCGUUCCCCUGACUUUUCCAACGACAACCCACUGGAGACCAGGAACAUUGCUUUCUUCUCCACCAACUGUGUGGAAGGCACUGCCAGAGGAAUAGUCAUCAACACUGGAGACCGUACCGUCAUGGGUCGUAUUGCCUGUCUGGCUUCCAGCCUGGAUGGUGGAAAGACUCCCAUCGCCGUUGAGAUCGAGCAUUUCAUCCACAUCAUCACCGGUGUGGCCGUCUUCCUCGGCGUGUCCUUUUUCGUCCUCUCUCUCAUCCUUGGAUACGGAUGGCUGGAAGCCGUUAUCUUCCUCAUCGGUAUUAUUGUCGCCAACGUGCCUGAAGGUCUCCUGGCCACUGUCACUGUGUGUCUGACCCUGACGGCCAAGCGCAUGGCCAAGAAGAACUGCCUGGUGAAGAACCUGGAAGCUGUGGAGACCCUGGGCUCCACCUCCACCAUCUGCUCAGACAAGACCGGUACCCUGACCCAGAACAGGAUGACCGUGGCUCACAUGUGGUUCGACAACCAGAUCCACGAGGCCGACACCACGGAGAACCAGAGCGGCACCUCCUUCGACAGGAGCUCAGCCACCUGGGCCUCUCUGGCCAGGAUCGCCGGACUCUGCAACCGAGCCGUCUUCCUUGCAGACCAGAGCAACGUUCCCAUUCUGAAGAGAGAUGUGGCCGGUGACGCCUCUGAGGCUGCCUUGCUCAAGUGUAUCGAGCUGUGCUGCGGGUCCGUCGGUGGCAUGAGAGACAAGUACCACAAGGUUUCUGAGAUCCCAUUCAACUCCACCAACAAAUACCAGCUCUCCAUCCACAAGAACACAACUUCCGGAGAAAGCAAGCACCUGCUGGUGAUGAAGGGAGCCCCAGAGAGGAUUCUGGACCGCUGCUCCACCAUCGUGAUCCAGGGCAAGGAGCAGCCUCUGGACGACGAGAUGAAAGAUGCUUUCCAGAACGCCUACGUCGAGCUGGGAGGACUUGGAGAGAGAGUAUUGGGUUUCUGCCAAUUCCACCUGCCUGACGACCAGUUCCCAGACGGCUUUGCAUUCGACACUGAUGAGGUGAACUUCCCCACGGAGAAACUGUGCUUCAUCGGCCUCAUGUCCAUGAUUGAUCCUCCUCGUGCUGCAGUGCCCGAUGCUGUUGGCAAAUGCAGGAGUGCUGGAAUCAAGGUUAUCAUGGUCACAGGUGACCAUCCAAUCACUGCCAAGGCCAUUGCUAAAGGUGUGGGUAUCAUCUCUGAAGGCAACGAGACUGUUGAAGACAUCGCCGCCCGCCUGAAUGUUCCUGUUUCAGAAGUCAACCCCAGAGAUGCCAAAGCCUGUGUGGUCCACGGUGGGGAACUGAAAGAGAUGACCGUUGAGCAUCUGGACGAUAUACUGAAGCACCACACGGAGAUCGUGUUCGCCAGGACCUCCCCUCAGCAGAAGCUGAUUAUCGUGGAGGGUUGCCAGAGACAGGGUGCCAUUGUGGCUGUAACAGGGGACGGUGUGAACGACUCUCCAGCUCUGAAGAAAGCAGACAUCGGUGUUGCCAUGGGGAUUGCUGGAUCCGACGUGUCCAAGCAGGCCGCAGACAUGAUCCUGCUGGACGACAACUUUGCCUCCAUCGUUACUGGAGUGGAAGAAGGUCGUCUGAUCUUCGACAACUUGAAAAAGUCCAUCGCCUACACUCUGACCAGUAACAUCCCUGAGAUCUCCCCCUUCCUCCUCUUCAUCAUCGCCAACAUCCCUCUGCCUCUGGGAACCGUCACCAUUCUCUGUAUUGAUCUGGGAACUGACAUGGUCCCUGCCAUCUCCCUGGCUUAUGAAAAAGCUGAGAGCGACAUCAUGAAGAGACAGCCCCGAAACCCCAAAACAGACAAACUGGUGAACGAGAGGCUCAUUAGUAUAGCCUACGGACAAAUUGGUAUGAUGCAGGCCACAGCUGGGUUCUUCACAUACUUUGUGAUCCUGGCGGAAAACGGUUUCCUCCCCAUGGACCUGCUAGGCAUCAGAGUGCACUGGGACAACAAGUGGAUGAAUGACCUGGAAGACAGCUACGGACAGCAGUGGACGUAUGAGCGCAGAAAGAUCGUAGAGUUCACCUGUCACACGGCUUUCUUCGCCAGUAUUGUGAUCGUCCAGUGGGCCGAUCUGAUCAUCUGCAAGACCAGGAGGAACUCCGUCAUGCAGCAGGGAAUGACGAACCGCAUCCUCAUCUUCGGACUGUUUGAGGAGACAGCUCUUGCUGCUUUCCUGUCAUACUGCCCAGGCAUGGAUGUUGCCCUCAGAAUGUUCCCUCUCAAGCCCUGCUGGUGGUUCUGUGGCUUCCCAUACUCCCUGCUCAUCUUCCUUUACGAUGAAGGCAGGAGAUAUAUCCUCAGACGCAACCCAGGAGGUUGGGUGGAGCAGGAGACAUACUACUGAGUCAGCACAGAAGGAGAGUUUCAUCUUUUGCUGCCAUGUUACAUAUUUGUUUGAGACGCUACAACCCCUCCAUAAACAAAACAAAAGAAAAAAGCAUGGAUAAUUUAAGUAUAUCUUAAUGUAUGUGUCAUUCACAAUAAAACAUUUCUGUACCGUUGUACACUGAA